AUGGCGGACACCGGCUUCGUCAAGCCCGAGGCCGAGACGGGCGAGCCCGCGCCCGCCGUCGACGACGAGGACCUGUUCGAGGACGCGGGCGACCUUGAAUUCUACGACAGGAGCCAAGGCCCGACCUUUGAGACGCUCUACCUCGCGCGCGUCCCCCGCUACAUGUGGGAGGCCUGGCAGCGCCUUGGCGAACGGCUCAAAGACGACGAUGAGGUGCAGAUUGGCACACUGCGCACCUGGAACGAGCCCGGCGUCCCCGACGCCGACGGCCACAUCGGCCCCGAGUCCACCAAGCUGCGCAUGCUGCUCGACCCGGGCUGCGGCGAGCACCACGAGCUCCCGCGCGAGUACGACCUCGACGUCCUCGAACGCGACGUCCGCAAUCACUUCAUCUUCACCGAGGAGGACCUGCCCAGCUACAAGGCCAAGAACAAGGCCCGCCAGGACCAGAUCAACGCCGGCAUCCCCGCCCACAUCCUGCGGCAAAAGGAGGCGGCGGCGGCGGCGGCGGCGGCAGCUGCUGCUGGCGGUGGCGGGCCGCAGCGGCACACGUUUGAUCGCAAGUCGCGCUUUCAGCCGUACUUUCGCAAGGCGAUCCCGAAAAAGACAAAGGUUUUUGGCAAGAUACACUAUGAUGUUCGCGUCGAGCCUCGCAAUACGGGAGAAGAGGAGCGCUACCUCGGCCAGCAGCUGUUCCAGGCCGAACACUCGCGAGCCAAGCUGCAAAUCAUCAGCAGAAACACGGCAUCGUCCAUUAUCAACCCCGGCACCGCUGGCGCCGUUGGCUGGGCCGGCAACUUUAUCAAAAAUACACCCUCUCUCGUCAAGCCGAAAAAGGGCGAAAUUUUCAAGGCUGCUCGUAUCCCCAAGAACCAGCUUCUCGAUCUCAUCUUCGACUGUUUCCGUCUAUAUCAGUAUUGGUCCAUGAAGGCGCUCCGUCAGCGCACGCAGCAGCCCGACUCGUACUUGCGGCAGGUGCUCGAGGAGGUGGCUGUGCUCAACAAGUCCGGCCCGUUUGCCAAUCACUACUGCCUGAGCGACGCCUACAGAGACAAGGGCGGCAACGAGUCCCGCGAGGCUGCGGCCGAGACGGUCGACGACGGCGACGACGACGAGCCCGACGAGAUGGAGGAUGUUGUUCUCUCUUAG
Cordyceps militaris CM01 is the source of this 1149-nucleotide messenger RNA. RefSeq names its product transcription initiation factor iif. The transcript has 3 exons. The coding region runs from base 1 to 1149 and encodes 382 amino acids. Gene Ontology annotation, cellular component: transcription factor TFIIF complex. The record is from RefSeq and is a predicted model, not a curated record. Gene Ontology annotation, biological process: transcription initiation at RNA polymerase II promoter; transcription by RNA polymerase II. Lineage: Eukaryota; Fungi; Ascomycota; Sordariomycetes; Hypocreales; Cordycipitaceae.